AGCAAGCUAGCUAGCUAAAUGUCCACGAAUGUUUCGACCUGUUCCCAAAUUAAUAUAGGUCGUUCAGAGUUAUUUUUUAAAUUUCAAACUGCGUGUCCUGAAUGCGUUUGGGGUGGAUGGACUCAAUCUACGUGUCCGUUGUGGUCAGUGACAACAUGGUAACGUCAGUGCCAUAAUUCUGUUAACAAAUGAAAACACAUCCAGAGAUGUCAUUUGAUCCACACAUGCAGAUUCGACAGUUCUACCUGGAAAGUGUUGUUUUGAAAUGAUUGGAUACCUCACAACAACAACAAAAAAGUGAUUUGAUUUAUUUAUAACUAUGGAAAUAUGUUCUUCACUGCUUAUUCUGUUCAUGUAGCAUUUAUUACAAUCUUGGUUUACAAAAUACAAGUCAACAGGUGUUUGUUUGUGGAUCGUGAAUUACAUUUGUGCAUAUUUGUUACGGAUCACGGCGCCAUUAAAUCAACACGCCCACUAGAACGCGGAUGUGUAAAAACAAUGUUUCCGACAUUCUACUCGGUUUGUGUGACAUCACCUUGACAACGGCCGGUCACUAGGCUUCUCUCCAGAGAAGAAGCAGACCGGGACGGGAGACCGGGCACGGAGCGGGCACUACUCUCCGUGCUGCAAAGCGAGCGGGGCUCCAACCGGGGCUAAAUCCUACCACAUGCCUGUUAAGGACAGUGGUGCAGCCGGUCGGAUCAUGUUCCACACGUCUGCUCCCCUAGGUCUCCUCACAGCUACGGUGCCCAGCGGAGAAUGGAGAAGUGUCAGGAUGACCGGCCGAAGAGGAAGGGGAGGAGAAAAGAGGAGGAGUGAGGUGUGGCUUCCUGGACCUCCCAGAGGGCCGUGGGUGGACUGGCUCUCUCACACCUCCUUCAGGAGGCUGCAGGUCAAGUUAGAAUCUGAGAACCAAGAAGCUAGAGCCAUCACCCAGCCCUUACUGGACACAGAGAAUGGCUUUGUCAAGGUGACCACAACACAAUCAGAGAAUGGCAUUGUCAAGGACCUGGAGCGUUUUCUGUGCCGGCAGGAAAGGGCGGAGCUUCGUAAGAGAGAGCUGCUCCAUAAGCGUUGGACGGAGCGUGUCUGGACCCCUGUUCAGAAGAGGAGCGUGGAGGACCAAGUGUCCCACUGCUGCUGUGACGAGGCAGAGAGGAUUACAAUACACUGUAAUAUACACUACUGUAACUCAAAGGGCCGCCCAGAUCAUAGCCACGGUCACACCUGACGGGAGAUGUCUGCUGACACCUGGCUGGUCCUACACAGGAUAACGGCCAUUAAACAGGGCUUGAGAGCACAGCGUCCUGUAGUGUCACUGUUGGGAAAUAGGCCCAGCAGCCGUAGAUACACUAGACACAGGUAUUCAAUCAGCUCUUUGUCGACAGAGGGUAGUUCAGCAGCCGUAGAUACACUAGACACAGGUAUUCAAUCAGCUCUUUGUCGACAGAGGGUAGUUCAGCAGCCGUAGAUACACUAGACACAGGUAUUCAAUCAGCUCUUUGUCGACAGAGGGUAGCCCAGCAGCCGUAGAUACACUAGACACAGGUAUUCAAUCAGCUCUUUGUCGACAGAGGGUAGUUCAGCAGCCGUAGAUACACUAGACACAGGUAUUCAAUCAGCUCUUUGUCGACAGAGGGUAGCUCAGCAGCCGUAGAUACACUAGACACAGGUAUUCAAUCAGCUCUUUGUCGACAGAGGGUAGUUCAGCAGCCGUAGAUACACUAGACACAGGUAUUCAAUCAGCUCUUUGUCGACAGAGGGUAGUUCAGCAGCCGUAGAUACACUAGACACAGGUAUUCAAUCAGCUCUUUGUCGACAGAGGGUAGUUCAGCAGCCGUAGAUACACUAGACACAGGUAUUCAAUCAGCUCUUUGUCGACAGAGGGUAGUUCAGCAGCCGUAGAUACACUAGACACAGGUAUUCAAUCAGCUCUUUGUCGACAGAGGGUAGUUCAGCAGCCGUAGAUACACUAGACACAGGUAUUCAAUCAGCUCUUUGUCGACAGAGGGUAGUUCAGCAGCCGUAGAUACACUAGACACAGUAAAAUCCACAGUAAAACGAGGUGCCAAACAGUUCUAUUGUUGUUUCAUCAGACCAGAGGACAUUUUACCAAAAAAGUACGAUCUUCGUCCCCAUGUUGCAAACCAUAGUCUGGCUUUUGUAAUGGUGGUUUUGGAGCAGUGGCUUCUUCCUUGCUGAGUGGUAUUCAAUCAGCUCUUUGUCGACAAGGGUAGUUCAUGCUUGAGCAUACAUUGUUUCCUGAAAACCAUGUAUUUGAUAUUAUUCCUCCCCAAUUAAAGGUGACACCAAUCUCCUGUGCUGUACCCCAACACAUACAAGGUCCCUCACUAAGGUCCCUCAGUCGAGCAGUGAAUUUCAAACACACAUUCAAGCACAAAGUUUUUCAAUGCCUCGUAAAGAAGGGCACCUAUUGGUAGAUGGGUACUUUUUUUUUUAAAGCAGACAUUGGAAUAUCCUUUUGAGCAUGGUGAAGUUAUUAAUUACACUUUGGAUGAUGAAUCAAUACACCCAGUCACUACAAAGAUACAGGCGUCCUUCCUAACUCAGUUGCCGGAGAGGAAGGAAACCACUCAGGGAUUUCACCAAGGAGCCAAUGGUGACUUUAAAACAGUUACAGAGUUUAAUGGCUGUGACGGGAGAAAACUGAGGAUGGAUCAACAACAUUGUAGUUACUCCACAAUACUAACCUGAAUGACAGAGUGAAACGAAGGAAGUAUGUACAGAAUAAAAAUAUUUCAAAACAUG
This is a messenger RNA of Salvelinus fontinalis (brook trout), 2769 nucleotides long. It is a transcript of the gene fam228a, whose product is annotated as family with sequence similarity 228 member A. The transcript has 6 exons. Bases 668 to 1231 code for a protein of 187 amino acids. The record is from RefSeq and is a predicted model, not a curated record. NCBI's taxonomy places the organism in Eukaryota, Metazoa, Chordata, Actinopteri, Salmoniformes, Salmonidae.